Molecule: messenger RNA, 3387 nt
Organism: Dufourea novaeangliae
Lineage: Eukaryota; Metazoa; Arthropoda; Insecta; Hymenoptera; Halictidae
Product: carboxypeptidase D-like
Exons: 9
Coding region: 1-3387 (1128 amino acids)
Biological process (GO): proteolysis
Molecular function (GO): metallocarboxypeptidase activity; zinc ion binding
Source: RefSeq, a predicted model, not a curated record
AUGGAGAAAUACUUGGAUACACUGAACGCAAAUUAUCCUAAUAUUACUAGACUUUAUAGCAUUGGAAAGUCUGUUAAAGGGCGUCACUUAUACGUUAUGGAAAUAACUGAAAAUCCGGGGAAACAUAGUCCAAAUAAACCAGAAUAUAAUAGAGAACAAGAACCUGAAACAAAAGCAGUGAUGGAUUGGAUCGCAAAAAUUCCGUUUGUUCUUUCUGCUAAUUUACAUGGGGGAACUUUAGUAGCAAAUUAUCCAUACGAUAAUGCACCACAGUAUACGCCUAAUGCUCCAAAUCUAAGUCCGGACAAUGAUAUCUUCAAAGCACUAGCAUUGGCAUACUCAAAUGCUCAUCCUCGUAUGCACCUUGGAGAACCAUGUCCGCCACUUCCCAACGAGCGACCAAAUAUGCAAAGUGUGCUCGAGGAACGUUUUCCAAACGGAAUAACUAAUGGAGCUGCUUGGUAUUCCGUGAGCGGAGGAAUGCAAGAUUACAAUUAUGUUCAUAGUAAUGAUUUUGAGAUUACAUUAGAAGUUGGGUGCACAAAGUUCCCAAAUACAACCGAAUUACCAAUGUAUUGGCUACAAAACAGGGAACCUCUGUUACGUUUUAUUGAAAUGUCUCGCAAAGGCAUCCAUGGUAUAGUUCGUUCAUCUAUUGGCAACGUCGUACCUCAUGCCAAAAUAUCUGUAGAUGGAAUUAAACAUCAUAUUUAUGCAGCCGAAGGCGGUGAUUAUUGGCGACUCUUAGUCCCGGGAAAAUACAAUGUUACAGCCAGUGCAGUAGGAUAUGAGUCUCAAACACAAAAUGUAAUUGUACCUGAGGGAAACAGUAUGGGAGAAGGAGAGGAGAUACUGGAUUUCACGCUAAUGCGAGAUGAUCCUCAACACUGGUCAUCCGCGUACGAUUUUGGGUUAAUGGCGAAUUUGCAGAAAAUUUACUUAAAAAAUGCAGAGUUAAGUGCUAGGUUUAGUCAGUUAGAAAAUCAUCAGCCAAACGUUGCCGAAUUUCAAGCUGGAGACUCGUUAAUUAGUAUGGCUAUACAUUCUUUAAAGAUUACACAUGACAUGGGAGCACCAGAAGAAAAUAAAUUUCAUAUUGGUUUAAUUGGUGGGCUAUUUGCCUCUCAACCAGUGGGUAGAGAAAUUCUGUUGCGACUAGCUACGCACAUCCUUAUGGGAAAUCAACUUGAAGAUCCUCCUAUACAGAAAAUACUGAAUAAUUCUGUUUUACAUUUCAUUCCUGGCGUAGAUCCAGGUUUUGAUCAAAUACUAGAUAAUCAAGUUUGUAAUCCUAUAGUGAGAGGGGAAGUUGGCGAGAAACUGUUACAAAAAAGCACUAUGAAUUCUGAUAAGAUCUAUACAGUUACUAAUGCAUUUAAAAAACUGCUGGCUAAUGAGGAAUACGAUAUAGUAGUUAUAUUAGGAAGUGGGGCACUUAAAGUUGGUUACACGGACAAUAAUAUGAAUGCAUUUAAAACACUUGCUGUAAAUUAUGAACAUGCAACGAACAAAGGGACAUGUAGUAUCUUUAAUAGUGAAGUUAAAGAAGUGCAAGAUUAUAUUCAAAAUGAAUAUAACAUUCCAGUAAUGAGUAUCAACUUGGCUUGUUGCAAGUAUCCACCUGCCGAAUCUAUUCCAAAUAUUUGGCGUGAACAUUUAUUGCCUCUGAUGCAGCUUAUUCGUAGCCUAACAACUGGUAUCAGGGCAGUAGUAACAGGUGUUGAUAACAUUCCUUUGAGGGAAGCAGUCAUUAAGAUUGGAACGAAACAGUAUGAGGUGUCAAAGAAUAUGGCUUACUUUAAGAUUAUUCUCCUUCCUGGUGAAUAUACAUUAACAUUCUCCUGUGAGGGGUAUAUAGAACAAUCCGUUAAAGUUCACGUGAAAGAUGAAAGUAUAAAAGAUGUUACUGUUACAUUGACAAAACGUCAUGUAGAUGAAAUUGAACAUCAAACGAAUGAUAAAGAUUCGGAGCCAAAUGUUGUGAACCAAAUUUUAACUGAUCUAAACAAUAAAUACUCAGAGUUAUCUAUUUUACAUACUAUUGGCAAGUCACAAAAAGGUAUUCGAAUAAUGUGCUUAGAAAUUGGAGCUGAAAAUAAUUACAAACGAAUAGGCCGCCCGUCGAUUGCCUUUGUAGCUGGUGUUUCCAAUGGUGUACACGUAACAUCUAAAGUCUUACUACAUUUCACUACGUAUCUCUUGGACCAUUAUAGAAAAGAUACUAAAGUUACAAAUUACUUAGAUAAAUAUACAGUGUACAUUGUCCCGGAUUUAACCCAAAAUCCUAAUAACAAUCAAUCUUGUUCUUCGUUUAUUGUGGAUGACUUACGAUUUCCUAUUAAUGCUCCAUUGUCCAAUGCAGCAAGUACAAUAAUUAGUUGGUUCAGAAAAAUGAAUCCAAUGUUAGCGAUAAAUUUAAAUAUUGGUUCUCAACAUAUUGAAAUUCCGUUCGCGGGAAAAUACGGAAAAAUGUCAGAAUAUUUAUAUGAAACCGAUGAUGAUGUUGUAUUACAAGAUUUAGCGAUCACGUACACUAAACACAAUGUCUAUAUGACUUCGAAAGAUUCAUUUUGCAAUCGUGAUUUAAAUAUAAAUGCUACUGGUGUUAUUCAUGCUGGGGAAGGAAUUGGUGGGAGAAGAGAACAUUCCUUAGUGGAUUAUCUUUAUCUAAAUACAAGUACUUUGAUGAUAGAUGCAUAUAUUACCUGUUGUGAUACAGAUGAUUCAAGAAAUGUGUGGGAAGAUAAUAAAGACAGUUUCUUAGCUGUGGUAGGUAAGCUUAAUGAUGGAGUGAAAGGAUAUGUUCUUACUAAAAACAACGAACCAAUAGAAAAUGCCAUUUUAUCAUGCAACAAAUCACUGCACCACAUUAAAAGUGGAAUAAACGGAGCUUACUGGCUUUUACUUCAACCUGGUACUCACACUAUAAGUGCCAGAGCACCUGGAUAUGUUCAGCAAAUUAAAGUUUUCGUUACAACGGAUGUACAUAAUAUUUCAAAUUUAAUAUUUAAAUUAAGAUUUAAUGACAAGUUCCUGGGAAUGCCUAGAAUCGUUUUCAUCAUACUUAUAAGUAGUAUAUGCUUCGGAAUUAUUGCUUGUGCUAUGUUCAUCUGCGCAAAUUGUAAAGCUUCUAAAGAGUUGCAAAAAAACAAUCGGAGUGGAUAUGCGUUUAGUUUACUUAAAGAUGGAACAAGCUUUUUUGAUGAUGAUGAGAAGGAAGUUGAAAUAUUUAGAAGACCAGUGAAUGGACAUAUGCAAGCUAGUGAAGUUACAAAACCAUAUUUUGAUGAUGAAAACAUGUCUAGUUCUGAGGAUGCCAGUGAUUUAGAAUUUAUUAAGCCAGGUCAAGUUCAGUGGGAAGACAAAGCAUCAACAGAAACUAGAUAG